GUCCAAUAUUAAAAUUUAGAAAUGAAGAAAGGGUGUCUCUCAAAACGGAGAAAAAUCUCAAGAUCUCUAGAAAAACUGCAAAUUAUCCACUCACCUACGAGCAGCCAGUCUGAAUUCCAUACUUGUGAAUCAGCCGAUACGAUGCAUGAAGCAGCAAUUAAAUAAGGAAGAGUAUAUCAGUCAACUCCACAGGCAACUGUCUAUUUCUAGUGACCGGAACAAGAAACUUUCAGUCCAAAUUAGAGGCUUUCAUGAAGAAAUAGACCGGAUUUCUAGGAAACACGAUGAAGAAAUUUAUGAUCUUAAGAUUACUGUAGAGAGACUACAGAAGGAAAACUCUAAACUUGGUCUUGAGAAAGUCAGUUUAGAGCAAUUUGUUGAGACUAAUGAGGAAGAACGAUCCAAAAUGAUAACUGAUCUCGCAACCACAUCUGCUGAGCUUGGCAAGUACAAAGCUAAAUUUGAAGUAACGGAAAAUGAGAUUUCAGAUUUAAGAAAAAGACUUGAUUUAGUCAACCAAGAACGGAACCAAUCAAUUAAUGACAAACAAACACUGAGCAGGAAAUUAGCCAUUCAAGAAAGCGAGAAUAAAGACUUAGAGUACAUGAACUCUGCGACUGUUCAUGAUUUACAGAAGAAAUUAACCAAUGAAGAAAAUAAGAGAAAAAUCUAUGAAGCCCAAUCUAGCGACAAAGAUGUCAAGAAUGUUAAAUUGGAGAGCGAGGUCUGCACACUUAAAACCCAAGUUGACAAAUAUAAGACAAAAGCACUUGAUUUUGAAGAGAAGUUGAGAGUCUCAAGCGAAAAGCUAGCAGCAUUGAUUAAGGAUAAGACUGAGUCCUCUUCAAAAUUAUUAGAAGCUGUCACUGAAUGAGAAUCCUACAAAUCUCAGCUCACAACAGUCAAAGCCAGAAUUAUUGAACUUGAGAGUUAUAAAAAGGUUCAUCAGAAGGAGAAUUUUAAGGAAAAAUAUUACACCUUACUCAAGCAGAACAAGAUGCUAAAAGAGGCAAAUUACCAAUCUACCGAUCAACUGACUAGAGAUUACUCAGAGAUGCAGUCUCUAAAAGACUCUAACUUCGACCUGAAGUCUACUAAUAAGGAGCUGAGCUCUACUUUGGCUCAACUGAAGAAGUUCCUUAGCGACACGAAAGAUAGCCUGGAUGAGAGGAACAUGACCUUGUUUAAAUUAGAAAAAGAUGCUAAUACUCUCAAACAAGAGCAUACCAAACUGGAAUUGUUUAAUAAAAGUACUCGGAAGGAGAACGACCGCUUGCUGAAGGACCUGCAGCAAGCUGAAAAGAAGAACAGAGAACUCAAUGAGAAGAUUUAUAAAAUAAAUUGAUCUAUUGAACAGAAAAUUCAGAAUAAGGAUUACUAUGAUGAAGGCACUUCAAAGGAAAUAGAGCGUCUGCAUAAGAGAAACAGUGAACUCCAGGAUCAAAUGGCUGAAUACAAGUAUAAAUUCGACAAAGUCGCCAGACUAAAUGAGACUCUCAAGCAACAAAUGGAAGGAAUUACACAAGAAAUUAUUGGAAAAUCAGACAAAGAGGAGAUUACGAAAUUAGGCAAAGCUCUUAAUCAGCCGGAUAAGUUCUUUCCAUCAAUCUCUUCACUAAUGCACGACGAGGAUGAAGAGAAGCUAGCAUUUAUGAAUGUGACGAAUCUGAAUGAGAAACUGACCAGGUCAAUUAUCCAUACAGACAAAUUAAACUUGCGUAAAGCUAAACUAGAAAAUCUUCAGAAGGAAAUAUGAUCGCUCUGUGUAGAGGAUGACAUUUCCCAAGUGUGAGACUACAUCAAAGUAUGAUUGAGCAUUGCUGUUUCUAUUAACGAGACUAUCCUUAGCAAAGAGGAACUUCUACGAGCAAGGAUGCAGCAGAUCAUUCAGUCAAAAAUGAUGGACCAGACCAAGAAAGAAGCCUGUUAUGAGGAAUUUCAUGAGAAAGGAAAUGACAUGAAAAAGAGAUAUGAGGAUGCCAGGGUUAAGUUGAUGCGCUACCAGAACCAAAUCGCAGAGUGAGCUAAGCUUAAAGAGAUUCAUGAAAACAGACAAAAAUUAGAUUAUAAAAGAGCUGAGGUUAAGGAAUCAUUCCAAGAUUCGACACAGGACCAGAGGGAAGAGAAAGAAAAUACUGACAGAGAGUUAAUGAAGAACUAUAGCUGUGCUUUGCAUACUGAACCAGUUCAAGAGAAAAGACUUAAGCAUCAUAUUCUAAAGAGAUCAAAAUCUAGAGAUUCAAAGGAUAUGGCGGAUCUCCUCCUCUCGUCAACAUCUCUCGACCGUUUAGAUGAAAAUGAGACACUUGAAAGAAUAGAGCCUUACAUGAUUCCUGAUGGUUUUCAGAAAACAAAAGGAAUGACAUUAGAUAAGACAGAGCACUUGAAAGUCCUUAACUCUCAAGAAUUAUUCUCGCAUCAUAGAUCUCCAAGAGAGUGCUCACCAAGUAGCUCUUCAAAUGAGUAUGGAUCUGUGGAACAGAUGCAGGGACCUGAAAUUUUUACGAUUCCUUAUACUAGCAUUGUACCAUCACAGAUCCACGACUUCGGCCUACCUGAAGGGCCUGAAGGUCCUUUACCAGAUGGUCUAAGCAGUUCCUGAACCGAGAUCGCAAGCACUAAGUUCAAGGAGAGGCCUGACUUGAUUUUGUAGCAAAUUCUAUUGUUCAAUCUAA
Messenger RNA from Moneuplotes crassus, 2675 nucleotides. NCBI's taxonomy places the organism in Eukaryota, Ciliophora, Spirotrichea, Euplotida, Euplotidae. The record is from the annotation of a GenBank genome assembly.